AUGAGCGACAGAGAUACGACAGAGGAUGAAGGCAACCACGGAAACGAUGACACCCGCUGCUUCAUCCUGUCCACACUAGCUUCCCAGGGACGAUCCAAGGUUCAGUGCGUCCUGUGCGAGGAGCAGUUGCUUGUUUUCGACAGGUAUCCUUUGGUGGAUGGUACAUUCUUUCUCAGUCCAAGGCAGCAUGCAAAAAGUUGCAUUGAGGUGAAAGUGGAAGGACGCACCCAAUUUCUCACAGUGGUCUGCAUGGGCUGCCUAGAAGGCGUGAGCGGUCGCGCCAUCGUGUGCCGCUUCUGCAAUCAGAGGUGGGACGGAUCGUCCCUUGUUUUGGGCACCAUGUACUCCUACGAUAUAUUUGCAGCCAUGCCGUGUUGCACCGAAAGAAUUAAAUGCAACUCAUGCUACAAGCCCGUUCUACACCCCGCCCAGCGGCUGAACUUCUUCAGCGACUACAGCCACAUGGUCCCGUGUCCACACUGCCGCACCCUGGACACGCACUUCGUCAAGCCCCUCGGCUUCUGCUACACGCGUCAGCUGUCGCGGGCGCUGCAGAUGUGGCCAUAGCCCGCGGCCCCCCGAGCCGUCGCCAAGGCUCCGCCCACGCCACCCACCCCGCCCGAUCCGAACCCGCUCGACCUGGACCUGGGGCUGCUGUGGCGCGAACUGGCGGGCCUCCGUCUGGACGAGUUCUGCCGGCUGCAGUUGACGCGCGCCCGGUAGACCUGCCACCUUAGUUUUCUUUGUUAUGUUGUUGCAUUUUAUAUCACAUUUAUUUCGGGGGCGGUUUUGCGCGCGCCACUGGCGACGGCGCGCGUCGCGGGACCGCGCCCUUGAUAUCUGUUCUAUAUAAAAAACCGUUAUGUUAUUAGUUUAUUAUAUGUUUGUUAGUUUCUAGUGAAUUUAUUCAACUUAAGUCUUUUAUAAAAAGUGAAUGACAAUUGUGAUUAUAUCGUUAUCUUUAAGUUUAACUCGAAUUCAGACGCAAAAGCAGGUCUUGUCAAGGUCACCGGCGACAUCAGCGGACACCUUUGCGCUGGGGUGUUUUCGUGCAGGCAAUACGUCACUUCUAUACGACAGACAAAACGUCAUAACAGGUAUAAAAGGUCACCUAUUAUUAUUUGAUUGUAGAUGAAAUCUCUUUAGGAACAAAAUAGUAAAUACAAACAUAAAUAUUUUUCUGCGUUUGUUAUGAUGUUAUUACAAAAAACAAUUGAAUAUUGCUUGAAAGAAAUAUUAUCCAAACUUAUGACUUUUUAAAUGGGACACUUCAUAUAUUUUUAUGUAUUCUGUCAGAACGUGUUCUCAGGAUUACGGCGAAAAAGAUUUAAUGGAUCUAACUCUAAUAGUAUUGGAGAUAUGAUCAAAAGAAUAUAUCUUUUGCACUUUUUCCAUGUCAAAUUCAACCGUUUGUAAACCAAAUCGAUUUUUCGGGGGUUAAAUUCCUUCUGGUGGAACUAGAAAUUGAAGAGUUUGGAAAAAAUCGGAAAAAUUAGAAUUAGAAACCUUUCAACCAAUUCUUAUACCCUCAAAUGCCAUUAAUUCACAUAUGUAGCAUAUAAGCCAUUAACAACAUUGUUACUUCCAUGCUCAUAUGACACCAAAAAUAGAUGAAACAGUCGUCGGUUACCCGAUCUAUGACAUACUGAUGGGAACUAAUAAGUUCGAAACCGGUCAUCAUCCUAACUACUAGACAUUACGAGUAGAAUUCAAUUCUGGCUUGUUUCCCUCAAUAUCAUCAGUUUAAAAAUCUGUUUUUUCGUUUUCUUCUAAACCAAAAAAUCGGAAAGAUUGGAAGUAAUGAAAGAAACUCCGAAUAAAACCCCUUGAAGAAGUAUUUGUUAAAACAGUUUUCAAGAUAUUUUUUAAUCUCAAGGAGUAUGAAAAUGGCACAUUUUGAUAAAAUUUAUAUACUCGAGGUCUGGAUGCCUUCAAAUCUCAAAUUAGAAGACUCUGACACAUACUUACAAAAGCUAAAUAUGUCUUGUUUAAAACAACAGAAAUAAAUAAAAUUCGAAUUCAUCAUUUUUGAGUAAAUAAAGGAAAGAAAUAAAAUAUAAG
Messenger RNA from Anoplophora glabripennis (Asian longhorned beetle), 2061 nucleotides. It is a transcript of the gene heca, whose product is annotated as headcase protein. NCBI's taxonomy places the organism in Eukaryota, Metazoa, Arthropoda, Insecta, Coleoptera, Cerambycidae. Bases 1 to 567 code for a protein of 188 amino acids. The transcript is spliced from 4 exons. The record is from RefSeq and is a predicted model, not a curated record.